CUUUAUCCAUAUGACAGUCAACUAAGAUAAAAGAGUUCUUUGCUUGAGCUGACCGUUAGGCUGCUGCAGAAAUUUGCACCUUAUAUACAUGUCCGACUGCCAUUAACAUGAAUCACAGGCAGCACAAGUCGGCUAAUCUGCUCGGAAGAAGAAAAAUGGGUUCCCGAAAUACUGAAUGUGCUCUUGCUUUCUUGAUCGUUUCUUCACUGACUUGCCUUUGCUUGUCUUCGACACUCCCGAGUGAGUUCUCCAUCAUAGACCAGACGCUCCAUGACUCCGAGGAGAGGACUCUGGAGCUGUUCCAGAGGUGGAAGGAGAGCCACAACAAGGAAUACAGCACCGACGAGGAGACGCAGAGGAGGCUCGAGAUAUUCAAGAGGAACCUGAAGUACGUUACGGAGAGGAACUUAAACAAGGUCAGGGAGGGAGAGAAGGGCCACUUUGUCGGACUGAACAAGUUCGCUGACAUGACCAACGAGGAGUUCAAGAAAAUCUACAUGUCGAAGAUGAAGAGACCGGCCAACAGGAACUGGAGCAAGGGGAAUCCUGUGGACAAGAAAGUGGGAGCGUCCUGUGACCCGCCGUCCUCUUUGGAUUGGAGGGAUUAUGGGGUCGUGACCGGCGUCAAGGACCAAGGAUCGUGCGGGAGUUGCUGGGCAUUCUCUACAACCGGAGCCAUAGAAGGCAUAAACGCCCUCGACACAGGGAAACUCAUCAGCCUGUCUGAGCAAGAGCUCGUGGACUGCGACACCACCGAUGACGGGUGCGAUGGAGGUUACAUGGACUACGCCUUCGAGUGGAUUAUCAAUAAUGGUGGAAUCGAUUCAGAGGCCGAUUACCCCUACACUAGCAUCAACGGUGUCGAUGGCACUUGUAACAUCACUAAGGAGAAGAACGACAAAGUUGUGAGCAUAAGUGGGUAUGUAGAUGUGGAGGAAUCGGACAGUGCUCUGCUCUGUGCAGUUGUUCAACAGCCCAUCAGCGUGGGAAUGGAUGGCUCUGCUUUGGAUUUUCAGUUCUACACUGGGGGGAUAUACCAGGGGAGCUGCUCAGAUGACCCCGAUGACAUCGACCAUGCUGUCCUCAUAGUCGGGUACGGAUCCGAAGAUGGCGAGGAUUACUGGAUAGUUAAGAACUCAUGGGGGACGGAAUGGGGGAUGGAGGGCUACUUCUACAUCCGGAGGAACACCGACUUGCCAUUCGGGGAAUGCGCCAUCAAUGCCGACGCUUCCUACCCGACCCAAUCGUCCUCGUCUGCUUCGAACCGGAAGAUGAUGAAGCACAGGAUGAACCGGAAAUUUGCUGUUUCGAUAAAGUGACAUUACUGAGGAUGCAGAAGUAGUGCAAUAUUAAUUGUUCUCUCGAAAUGAUAUGUACAUGCAAACUAUCUUGCCCAGAUGUACUAGGAAGUAGGAUGUGCACGGAUAUCAGGUAUAUCCGGAACCGAUUGGAAUCUACCCGUUGAGUAGCGUCCGGAUAGCUCGUAUUGAAAAUAGGAUAUGGUCUGGAUAUUAAAAUAAAGAACCGGUGAAAACCGAUUCCAGUUAUGAUUCCUGCAUAGGGUACCCAGAAUCGGACUGGAACAACUCGGACCCGAUAAUAAUUUCCUUUAGUUAUAUUAUAUUCAGAUAUAUUCCUCCUUUUUACUUUACCA
Molecule: messenger RNA, 1654 nt
Organism: Punica granatum (pomegranate)
Lineage: Eukaryota; Viridiplantae; Streptophyta; Magnoliopsida; Myrtales; Lythraceae
Source: RefSeq, a predicted model, not a curated record